GUAAAAAUAAUUAACGAUUUAUAUUAAUUCUUAAUAAAUGAAUGAUUUAUAUUAAAGGAAAGUGAAAACAAGGUUGCAAUACAUACGUACUGCAACCAUUCGCCCAUUAUUAAAUGAGUCAUAUCCACUUCCUGAAACGAAAGAGUGUACGAAGAUCAGAAGACGACGAAGACGAUGUGCACGUUAGAGAAGCGCGGUAACAUCUUCGUCCUAACCCUCAUCGGCGAAGAUGAGCACCGCUUAAACCCCAAACUCAUCAAGCAGAUCCUUUCGGCUCUCCGCCAAGUCCGCGCGGAAUCAACCCGCGGCACCGCACUGGUCACCAAAAGCGAGGGCAAGUUCUUCUCCAACGGCUUCGAUCUGGCAUGGGCUGCAGCCGCCGGCAACGAAUCCGCCUCCCGCAUGGUCGAUCUCUUCCAACAACUCGUUGCGGAACUGAUUUCUUUUCCAUUGCCGACCAUAGCCGCCGUGAUCGGCCACGCCGCCGCCGCCGGGUUCAUACUGGCUCUGAGCCACGACUACGUGCUGAUGAGGAGAGACAGGGGAGUGAUCUACAUGAGCGAGCUCGAUAUUGGACUCACCUUCGCUGAUUACUUCAUGGCGUUGAUGAGGUCGAAGAUCAAUUCGCCGAUCGCCCGACGAAAAGUGGCUUUGGCAGCUGCGAAGGUGAAGGCGGACGAGGCGGUGAAGAUGGGGAUGAUCGAUUCGGCGCACGAUAGCGCGGAGGAGACGGUGGAGGCUGCGGUGCGCCUGGCGGAGCAGUUGAUCGGGAGGAAUUGGGAUGGGGAGGUGUACGCCGAUAUAAGGAAGUCUUCGUUUCCGGAGUUGUGUGAGGUUUUAGGAUUGAUCGAUAAAGCCAAAGCUUCCUCGAAGCUCUGAAAUUUACUCUCAUGAGUUACUCGGAGCAGAGGUGAUCGGAUCGAGGCAAGCGGCGCCGUCAUCAUAACAGUUUUCUUUGGGAAUUUGUGAUAAAACCGUGAUAAGGACAUUCACUUUGGCUCGAUUCUUCUUCCAGUUCUUCAAUAAUGGUAAAUUGGUAAUGGAUCUGUUAAGGGUGUUUGGUUCGGUAAAUCAAAUGGUGUAUGCAUCGGAUUUUAAUGUCUAUCUUUUGAUAGACAUUCUUCUGAAUUAUGUUUCUUUUUGAAAAAUUGUUUAGUUGUCUUACGGUUAGUACAUGUUUCUCGCGGGUUGAGAUAUUGGCUUUCUUAGAGAACGUCUUUUCUCAUUCUCCUUUUAUACUAGGUGGUAAAAAUGUUACUCAAAUCUAAGUCUAAGUGUUGAGGUAAACUCAGAUUUGGAACACAUCCUUUGUAAUAUGAUCAUUCAUGGGAAGUAGGAUGCUCGCUUAUGAGGGUCAUCCUAGUGGAACCAAACAACUCCAAAAAUUAGGAAUUAUCAUUCUAAAGAAUGUCAUCCCAAAGAUUUACUGAACCAAACACCACUUUAUGUAUUGAGCAAAAGAUGCCACAUAGGCAUGCCCCUAUUAUUAGUCAUAAGUAAUUGUAGGUUUUAAUUAUCAUGCCGUGUUUUAGUGAAGGUAGAAAAUUAUUUUAAUUGAUACAGUAACAAUAGUGUUGUUUCCACCAAAAUAUAUAUAUAUAUAUAUAUAUAUAUUUCAUCAUCUUUAUUAUUUUUUUAAAUUUAUUUUCUCCUUCUCUUUCACACACGUAACAAAUGGCAUCAAAGUUAGGAAUGAGAGAAAGGGUGGAGAACUUGGAAAGCAUUGUUUGUUUACUUCAGUUGAGGCAACAGGAAAUCAUGAGGAAACUUAUCAAUAUCAUGGAAAAGCUUACCAUGAUGGCUGAGAAAACCGAAGGCAAGGGAGAAGAACAAGAGUAAGAAGAAGAAGAUGAAGAAAAAGAUGAUGAAGAAAAAGAAAAAGAUCAUGAAAAAGAAAAAAUGAAAAAAGAGAAAAAGGUGAAGGUAUCAUACAUCACUUCCUUCAAGGAAAUGCUCGUCUCUACAAGUCCUGACAUGUCAAUUCAAAUUUUUUCUAUCAAAAUAUAGGAUCCAGGAGGACAAUUAUUGUUUUUAUUUCUUUCAAUUUAUUUGUCCUUGAGGACAAUGACAUUUUUAAGGGGGAUAGAAUGUUAUGUACUGAGCAAAAGAUGCCACAUAGGCAUGCGGCAAUCUCUCUCGGGUAGUUAUCUUAUUAUUAGUCCUAAGUAAUUGUAGGUUUUAAUUAUCAUGUAGUGUUUAGUGGAGGUAUGAAGUUAUUUUAAUUAAUACAGUAAUAAUUGGUCAUCAUUGGAAGGGAAGUUAUGUAAUCAUGGAUGAGAAUGGAAGUUAUGUAACUGUGGAUGUAUGUUAUAAAUUAGUAGAAGUUUAAUAGAAAAAAAGACUUUUGAACCAAA
This is a messenger RNA of Macadamia integrifolia, 2354 nucleotides long. RefSeq names its product enoyl-CoA delta isomerase 2, peroxisomal-like. Gene Ontology annotation, molecular function: delta(3)-delta(2)-enoyl-CoA isomerase activity; enoyl-CoA hydratase activity. Gene Ontology annotation, biological process: fatty acid beta-oxidation. NCBI's taxonomy places the organism in Eukaryota, Viridiplantae, Streptophyta, Magnoliopsida, Proteales, Proteaceae. The transcript is spliced from 2 exons. Gene Ontology annotation, cellular component: peroxisome. The record is from RefSeq and is a predicted model, not a curated record. The coding region runs from base 175 to 879 and encodes 234 amino acids.